AUGGAUGAUAAGUCAAAUCUUCAACAACUUUCUAAAUGCCUAAAUGAUGCUAGUAAUUUAAUUAAUACUAUGUUGGACACUGAUACUCAGCGGCACCAGCCUGGGAUCGCACCUGCACAACCGGUUCCACAAGCAGAAAGACCUAGAGAAGCUGCCGUAAAUGUGCCAUCUGUGAGAGCGACCAUCAACUCAGCAGUAGAUCGUGCUCGAUUAAUGAUCGGACAAUCAUCCUCAAGGGGUUUGUGCUCGUGGUUAAAUAGAAGAGAACGGCUUAGAGUGACGAGUUCUAAACCGUCCACCAGUACGACGAAAAAGCCUCGUCUGGAAAAGAAAGUUUUUGAGUUCGUUUUGCUUAGCAAAGUAUGCUAUUUGCUUUUCGGAAAGUAUGGUUGCUAUACAUGGGUUUAUUGAAAUACCAACGACAGCAAGUGAAGUGGACAUAUGAACGGAACUUGGUAAAGCUAUUCAACUUAAAUUUCCAAUGGUAUCUAAAAAUAACUUCGAAUUUGUGAGGGCCAAUCGACGGAGAAUUACGAAGCCAGUAAGCUGUAAUGAAUACAAUUACAACCAGGUCAAGUUACUUGCUGGCCAAGGGUGCAUCUACUUAAAGAUGAAAAAUGGUUUGGAGUGUUUGUUUGUCGAAGACGCACCUGGAGAUGGUGCAUUUGAUUUUGAGAAGAAAGGUAGUAUGCAAAGAUUUUUUAAACGACUUAUUGCAUUUUUGGACAGGUCAGUGGGGGCAUCUACAAAGGGCCAUUUCAUUUAAUCCCCCCCCCCCUUUAUAUUGACAAUUUUUUCUGAAUGAAGGGUUAAGCCUGUCGGCAUCCUUUGAUCUCUGUGAUUUUUCUUAGAGGUGUGGAUAUUAAAUGGGAUGGCCCAAAUGCUACACUAAAUGAGAUGACUAAUAGUUGUUGGUGAUACAAAGUUUGGUGUAGUGUCUUAAAUGUAAUAGUAAGUAUGGGGGUCUGGUGGUUUUCUUGCCCAGAGAGAGUUAAGCAAUUUGUUGUAAAUACCUUACGUGUAGUCUAAAGCAGAACCAGCAAUUAUUGCAAGGACAUUGCUAUCAGACUAAGAAAGGAUAUCUGUGAGAACUGUUAUGUUUUUCAUUUUGUUAUGUGUUAUAUUAGUGCAGCGGAAAAGUAAAAAAUCAUGCACUUUGUGAAGAAAGCACCCAAUUCACAGGAAGUGUAGACUUUAACAUUAUAAUGAAUCUUAGAUAUGGAUUCUCUUACUAAACCCUAUUACUGUUUAAAAAUGUGAAAUUGCAGGUUGACAUAUAGCAAAAAUGACUUGCAUGAUUAGAAAGCUUACAAAAAACUACAUAUAAGACUUUUAAACGGCUGAUUGAUUUUCCAAAUGGUUUUCCAGUUAUUGCUAUUUAAAAACGUGAUAAAUAGGCAAAAAUCCCGCCAAAGUCCUGGACACUAGCCCUAAAACAUAUUUUCAACCGCUCAUAACUCCAGAGGAGUUGGAAAAUCAAAAUAACUGCUUAAAUGUCUUAUAGUCAGGCAUAUUGUCAAACUAGUUAAUACUUCCAGUGAACUCGUGCAGUUCACUGGUUCCUUCAAAACCUAAAAUCUUUUUGGCAUUCCUCUCAAAAUUACUUUAGUUUACACAGUUAGCAACCUUUUUAAAUGUAUCUGGUGGUUGAGAAACACAAAAUAAUAUUUAAACAUUGUCAAUUUAACUACAAUUAUCAUUGAUGCUGUAAAAUUGACGCUAUAUUUAUACAGCAAUAUAUUAAUACUGAACUUCAGACAUUGUUUUCUCUUUGGAGUACCAUCUAAAAUGUCUUUAUUUUAGAACUAUUUUACCGAUAAAGCACUAGACAUACUUUUUAAGUGGUGCUGGGGAGGUUUUGGCCUCAGAGCUGUGCCAACUGGGGGGGGGAGCAAAAUUUUUAUGCCGAAAAAAUUUUAAGAGUGUAAAAUAUGUAGAAAGUUGUAUAUGCGUGAUAUCAAGAAAUUUUUUUAAGGAUCUUGUGUCGGUUAAGCAUUGUGUGGAAUAAUCUUUAAGCUUUGCUUACAUUAGUUGGAACAAAUUUUAAGGUAUGCUUAUGUUAGUCCGGAAAAUUUUUUGAAGACCUCCCUUCGGGCCAACUAUUUUGGGAAAAAUUUUAGGGGACCUAAUUUUGAAAGGGCCCUAAAUAUCGCUCGGCACAGCCCUUUGCCUCCCCAUCCAAUAGGGUUAAAAGAGAUCUUGGUCAAAAGACAGUAAAUCCCACGUAAAAUCUAAAAGUGACAAAGUAGAUAUUUGGGAAAUGUCAAAGUCUGAAAAUUGUUUAUAUUACCUGAGACACUUAUAGUUUCUCGCUGGCUGAAGUAUGAAAGAAGCGAGAAACGGGUUCUCACACUGGGGGGCCCCGGGCGAGGUGCUAUGCCCUUAUAUGGGCAUGCGCCUCGAGAUAGAGCAUGUUUUGUCUUUUGCCGCAAGUGUGGUAGUUUGUGCCUUAAAACGCUCUUAAAAAAACCUGAAAUAUUUUAUCGUGAAGAUGUCCAAGACCCGUUCUUCUGCGCUCUGACGCUUGGAAAGCCACAAUAAGAGUCCUCAUGAUGGGGAUUGCGAAGGAGAACUUAAUAACAGCAGACAAGAAUCGCGGGAAAGCGAGAGAUGUAAGGAACGAUAUCGUUCGCAAAGCCAUUCUUCUCGUCGAUGUCGUUCCCGCCAACGCUCGCGAAGCAACGAUCGAGAGGAAACGAUACCCGGUUGGGCCCAGCAGCUAUUAAACGGACAGAGAGAGUCUGAUCAGCGACUUAAGACGCUGGAAAAACAACUCAAAGAUACGAACGCCAAGCAAUCGUAUGCACGCAAGUGGGAACACUCGCCCACACCAGAAUUUAAAUACAAGCGCAACAAAGUUCAGUACGAGCUGAAUAAAAGCAUUUUGGGCAAGAUCGAAACAGCUUUAGACGCGUCUGACGACGAAGAACGUAGUGGAGCCCUUGACGAAGGUAGGGAAAUGUUGAUAGAACGAAAUAAACAUAUUAAACUAGCCGAAAAAUACGGAUGGGAGGCUGUUGAUUGUUAUAUCGAUGAACCGUGA
This is a messenger RNA of Paramuricea clavata, 3043 nucleotides long. The record is from the annotation of a GenBank genome assembly. Lineage: Eukaryota; Metazoa; Cnidaria; Anthozoa; Malacalcyonacea; Plexauridae.